AUGCCCGAUGCCUCUAAAUGGGAUUUGUUUAAUGAUCCCGCUGCAGCAGCAUUGCCCGCUUUCAGCAGGACUGCCAUGGAAGGGGUGUAUGGGCUGGAGGAAGGCGCGGAUUUUUUGGGCGAACAGUCGGCCAUCAAAUGGAGCUAUUCAAUCAAGGGAGGGGAUACAUUGUUUCAUGUGUCCGGUUUUUUUGGCAAAGACAUCGCCUAUUUUAUCUGUGAAGGCAAACAGCUGCGCGGAGACAUAUUGCUGAACGGUUACUGGCGCAAAAUGGUAAGUACAGAAACCGGACUGAUACAUUUAACCAUUGCCCGGUACAAAGGUGCUGAUACACUGCUGCAGGCUGGUACCGCCAUUACUCCCGGCAGUAUCUCCAUCAGUGGUGCAUAUGGCAAAGGACAGGAAUUGCCGGCCAUUCCCAUAGCACUUACUUAUAAACGAAAACUAAACAGUACACCGGCUUUUAAUAUACUGGCACACCGGUCAGGUGGCCGCACAUCAGACCUGUUGCCGGUAUCUGAAAAUUCGGUAGCCAUGAUACUAAAAACGCCGGAGUUUGGCUCUACCGGCAUUGAAGUGGAUGUACGCUUUACCAAAGACGGCGUUCCCAUUCUCUACCACGAUAAUACCCUGAACCUCCGCGAAACACAGAAAAGCGGUUUGGUAGGACCGAUAGAAAACUACACUUAUGAGCAGCUGUCUACUUUUGUGCGGCUGGUACACGGAGAAAGAAUACCCACGCUGCGCGAAGCGCUGGACGCCGUACUGUACAGAACGCCACUGACAUUUGUCUGGCUGGAUACCAAGUAUAUCGGUUCGCUGGCGCCCAUUCAUGCCAUACAGAACGAAUACCUGCAGAAGGCCGCUGCUGCAGGAAGAAAACUGGAGAUAGUGAUUGGUUUACCGGGAGAGGAUCAGUUUAACCAGUUCCUGGCACUGCCGGGUUAUGCCAGUACCCCCUCGCUCUGUGAAUUAACCCUGGAAGACGUAGAAAAAGCAAAUGCUAAAAUAUGGGCGCCCCGUUUUACAGAAGGUACGCAAAAUGCACUGGUAGACCAGGUGCAUGCGGCCGGCCGGCGGGCUUUUAUCUGGACGGUAGACGUGCCCGAAUUUAUUAACCGCUACAUCAAUGAAGGCCAUUUUGACGGCAUGCUGUCAAACUUCCCUUCCUGCGUAGCCUAUAAUUACUAUGUACACCAGUAA
This is a messenger RNA of Ostertagia ostertagi, 1203 nucleotides long. The record is from the annotation of a GenBank genome assembly. NCBI's taxonomy places the organism in Eukaryota, Metazoa, Nematoda, Chromadorea, Rhabditida, Trichostrongylidae.